Messenger RNA from Rattus norvegicus (Norway rat), 2054 nucleotides. It is a transcript of the gene Tulp1, whose product is annotated as TUB like protein 1. Bases 86 to 1720 code for a protein of 544 amino acids. Gene Ontology annotation, cellular component: plasma membrane. The transcript is spliced from 15 exons. Gene Ontology annotation, molecular function: actin filament binding; phosphatidylinositol-4,5-bisphosphate binding. NCBI's taxonomy places the organism in Eukaryota, Metazoa, Chordata, Mammalia, Rodentia, Muridae. The record is from RefSeq and is marked validated. Gene Ontology annotation, biological process: positive regulation of phagocytosis; detection of light stimulus involved in visual perception; retina homeostasis.
AGCUGAGCUGAGAUUAGCUAGGGAGGGAGGCUGGGAGCUGCAAGUCACCAGAGAGAGGUGGCUGUGACCGGCACACAGGAACGCCAUGCCACUGCAAGAGGAGACCCUUCGGGAAGUGUGGGCCUCAGACAGUGGCCACGAAGAGGACUGGCUGAGCCCGGAGCCUCCACCGCGCCCCAAACAGCGACCUGCCCAGGGACAGAAGUUGAGGAAAAAGAAACCCGAGACCCCCGAGUCCCCUGAAUCCAAACCCCCUCGUAGAGCUGGGGCUGGGCGCAGGAAGCACGGGGAGCCGCCUGCAGACCCCGCAGAGCCGCGCACGGAGCAGACAGUCUACGCCAAGUUCCUUCGGGAUCCUGAGGCCAAGAAGCGGGACCCCCGGGAGACCUUCCUGGUUGCUCGCGCCCCAGAUGUGGGAGGGGAGGAAGAUUCGGAGGAGGAUUCAGAUGACGACGACGACGACGAUGACGAUGAUGAAGAAAAGGAGAAGAAAGAGGGGAAAAAAGAGAAAAGCUCUCUGCCCCCCAAGAAAGCACCCAAGGAGAGAGAGAGGAAAACCAAGGCUCUGGGCCCAAAAGGGGACGUAGGAAGCCCUGAUGCCCCUCAGAAACCGCUCAAAACCAAGAAGAAGGAGGUGGGGGAGGGAACCAAGCUGAGAAAGGUGAAGAAAAAAGGGGCUGGGGAGACUGACAAGAACCCCUCUGAGAGCCCAGCAACCGUGAGGAAGAAGAUUCCAGCCUCCAUGUUCCUGGUUGGGGAAGGUGGCACAGCUGAGAAGGGUGUGAAGAAGAAAGGGCCCCCCAAAGGCUCGGAGGAAGAGAAGAAGGAAGAGGAGGAGGAGGAAGAGGAGGAUGCAUCCCCAGUGAUGAGGAACAGCAACCAGAAGGGCAGAGCGAAAGGGAAAGGCAAAAAGAAAGUGAAGGAGGAGAGAGCCCCAUCUCCCCCCGUGGAAGUGGGUGAACCCCGGGAGUUUGUGCUGCAGCCAGCACCCCAGGGCCGGGCAGUACGCUGCCGGCUGACAAGGGACAAGAAGGGAAUGGACCGUGGCAUGUACCCAUCCUACUUCCUGCACCUGGACACCGAGAAGAAGGUGUUCCUCUUGGCCGGCAGAAAACGCAAGCGGAGUAAGACGGCCAAUUAUCUCAUCUCCAGCGACCCCACCAACCUGUCCAGGGGCGGGGAGAAUUUCAUCGGGAAGCUGAGGUCUAACCUCCUGGGGAACCGCUUCACGGUCUUUGACAACGGGCAGAACCCACAGCGAGGGGGAGGUGGUGACGUGGAAAGCCUGCGCCAGGAGCUGGCAGCUGUGGUCUAUGAAACCAACGUUUUAGGCUUCCGAGGACCCCGCCGUAUGACUGUCAUCAUCCCUGGAAUGAACUCGGACAAUGAGAGGGUCCCUAUCCGGCCCCGGAAUUCCAGCGAUGGACUGUUAGUGCGCUGGCAGAACAAGACCCUGGAGAGCCUGAUCGAGCUACACAACAAGCCACCCAUCUGGAACGAAGACAGCGGCUCAUACACCCUCAACUUCCAGGGCCGGGUCACUCAGGCCUCGGUCAAGAACUUCCAGAUUGUGCACGCUGAUGACCCCGACUAUAUAGUGCUACAAUUCGGCCGCGUGGCUGAGGACGCCUUCACCCUGGAUUACCGGUACCCGCUGUGCGCCCUGCAGGCCUUCGCCAUCGCCCUCUCCAGUUUCGACGGGAAGCUGGCCUGCGAGUGACCCCACAGUCUCUCAGCGCUGAGAAAGCAUUCGGUUGGCGGCGGCUCGGUCCCUCCCCCAUAGCUCCCAGGGAAGGGCUCACCCCUCUGCCUCUCGGCGACCUCCGUGCACCCUCCCAGCCUGGCACCCGGACGGACUGGUGGUGGGGAUGGAGAUGAACAUCUGGUCGCCCAAAAAUACUUGCCUCGCCCCCUCCUCCCCAGUCACUUCCUGUCCAGGAGACCGAGUCAGAUGUUCGAGGCCCCUCUGGGCCCGCGCUGUGGGGGAGGGAACGACGGUGAAGCGGAGUCAGGGACCCAUAUCCCCAAUAAAGUCACGUCCUGGGCUGAACGCA